Cebus imitator (Panamanian white-faced capuchin) is the source of this 911-nucleotide messenger RNA. It is a transcript of the gene CRYGS, whose product is annotated as crystallin gamma S. The transcript is spliced from 3 exons. Gene Ontology annotation, biological process: lens development in camera-type eye; visual perception. The record is from RefSeq and is a predicted model, not a curated record. The coding region runs from base 122 to 658 and encodes 178 amino acids. Gene Ontology annotation, molecular function: structural constituent of eye lens. NCBI's taxonomy places the organism in Eukaryota, Metazoa, Chordata, Mammalia, Primates, Cebidae.
CUCAUGACUAAGCAAAUGUUUGACUUGAAACCAGCCCAUAUAAAUGUCACUGUGCCUCUAACUCUCUGUAGCCAUUCCCGAAUUUCUUUCAGCGCUGGGAAAACCAGUCUAUGCACCAAAAAUGUCUAAAACUGGAACCAAGAUUACUUUCUAUGAAGACAAAAAUUUUCAAGGCCGUCGCUAUGACUGUGAUUGCGACUGUGCAGAUUUCCACACAUACCUAAGUCGCUGCAACUCCAUUAAAGUGGAAGGAGGCACCUGGGCUGUUUAUGAAAGGCCCAACUUUGCUGGGUACAUGUACAUCUUACCCCAGGGAGAGUACCCUGAAUACCAACGUUGGAUGGGCCUAAACGACCGCCUCAGCUCCUGCAGAGCUGUUCAUCUGCCUAGUGGAGGCCAGUAUAAGAUUCAGAUCUUUGAGAAAGGGGAUUUUAAUGGUCAGAUGUAUGAAACCACUGAGGAUUGCCCUUCCAUCAUGGAGCAAUUUCACAUGCGAGAGAUCCACUCCUGUAAGGUGUUGGAUGGUGUCUGGAUUUUCUAUGAGCUACCCAACUACCGUGGCAGGCAGUACCUCCUGGACAAGAAGGAGUACCGGAAGCCCAUCGAUUGGGGAGCAGCUUCCCCAGCUGUCCAGUCUUUCCGCCGCAUUGUGGAGUAAUGACAUGAACGGGGCCAUAUUCUUCCUGGGGCCCAAAUGCUGGCUGGCCUUGUGGUCCAAAUAGGCAUCAUCAAUAAAACAGUUGGCAUGCAUCCCACUGCUGACUAUAACGCCUCUCCUUAAAUGCUUCUAGGGACCAGCACUAUAGUGCUCGCCACAGUGGGAAGUUACACAAAGCAACACAUCUGUCAGAUUACCAAUCUAGAUCUUUGUGCCAAACAAAAUGAGAUUGCAUUAAAAGGUUAGAAAAUCA